Molecule: messenger RNA, 1467 nt
Organism: Alnus glutinosa
Lineage: Eukaryota; Viridiplantae; Streptophyta; Magnoliopsida; Fagales; Betulaceae
Product: glucan endo-1,3-beta-glucosidase 6-like
Exons: 2
Coding region: 1-1467 (488 amino acids)
Biological process (GO): carbohydrate metabolic process
Cellular component (GO): plasma membrane
Molecular function (GO): hydrolase activity, hydrolyzing O-glycosyl compounds
Source: RefSeq, a predicted model, not a curated record
AUGGCCAAGUAUCUUACGUUGAAUCUUGCUUUGAUUUUUUUGUCUUUUUCAAUCAAUGUGUCUUUGGUAAGUGGGAAUAUUGGUAUCAACUGGGGCACUCAAGCAAGCCACCGGUUGCCUCCGAAGACUGUAGUAAGGUUGCUCGAGGACAAUGAGAUUAAAAAGGUCAAGCUUUUCGAUGCCGAUUAUGGGGCAUUGAAAGCUCUUGGUAACUCCGGGAUUGAGGUCAUGGUGGGGAUUCCUAAUGACAUGCUUCAAUCUCUUGCCAGCAGCGCCAAGGUUGCUGAGAAAUGGGUUGCCAAAAACGUCUCCAAACAUGUGGCAAAAAAUAACGUCUACAUCAAGUAUGUUGCUGUUGGAAAUGAGCCAUUUUCAGAAGCAUACCAAGGCAGCUUCCUCGAUGCAAUCUUGCCGGCUCUACAAAAUGUCCAGUUGGCACUAACAAAGGCUGGAAUCAGCGACAAAAUAAAGGUAACAGUCCCCAUGAGUGCUGAUAUAUAUCAGAGCUCAACUGGCCUUCCUUCUGGGGGUGACUUCCGCACUGACAUCUACGACCAAAUGCUUGGCAUUGUCAAGUUCUUGACUGCCCAUUCAGCCCCAUUUACUCUAAACAUCCAACCAUUCAUAAGCCUUUACACUGACCCACACUUCCCUUUGGAGUAUGCUUUCUUUGAUGCUAAUGCAACACCUCUAAAUGAUGGUGGAGCAUUGUACCAUAAUUUAUUUGACGCAAGUUUUGAUACUCUCCUGUGGGCUUUGCGGAAGAAUGGGUACGAAAAUAUUCGAGUCACGGUUGGGGAGAUUGGAUGGCCAAGUGAUGGAGAUCGGAAUGGUAUUUUGUUGUAUGCUCAGCGGUUCAACCAGGGCUUCAUAUCACGUGUGACAGGUAGUACUGGAACACCAAUGAGACCUGCGCAACCGAUUGAAGCAUACAUGUUUAGCUUGUUCGAUGAGGAUGCCAAGAGCAUUGAGCCAGGCAAGUUCGAACGUCACUGGGGGCUUUUCACAUAUGAUGGCUUACCUAAAUACGAGCUGAACCUUGGCACCACAAAGUAUGGAUCCUUGGUUCGGGCACGAGAUGUGCAUUACUUGGAGCGGAAGUGGUGCAUCUUGAAGCCAUCUACUAAACUUAAUGAGCCAAACGUUGGUACAAGCGUGAGCUAUGCCUGUGAGCACGCUGAUUGCUCAAGUCUUGGAUAUGGGACGUCUUGCGGAGAUUUGGAUGCUCGGGCCACCAUAUCAUAUGCCUUCAACCAAUUUUACCAAACAAGUAAUCAACUGGAAGCAGCUUGCACGUUUAACAGAACUUCCAUGAUUACAAAAUGGGACCCAUCUGUGGGUAAUUGCCGAUUUGAGAUAAUGCUUGAUCCUUAUUAUGGAGGUGCCGAAACAACACAUGGGUCUCUCCGAAGGCCAGUGGCUCCUCAUGUGGUUUCUGCCCUUCUAUUUUUAUUAAUUAUUAUCUGA